CUUGGCCAGGCGAUUCCACCGGCAAGCAAACAAUGAGCGAUCAGCAGUCGUAUGUCACCAUCCGCGCACGGCAGCCGGCCGACGGAGCUGGUAUAUCUAAUGGCGCCUCACCCGGAAUGGGUCCGCGGGAUGCCUACGCACGAUCUGCAACUCAUGACAUUAGCCGGGCGAGCUUCCAUGUGAAGCACAUCGGGCAGUUUGCCCAGAGGCUCGAAGAUUCGGCGGCGAGAGCGUUCCCAAACCGUGGACGGCCAUCUCAGCGGUACAAGAAUGUCCAGUCACUGCUGAUGCACUGGGGUUCUGACGACUUAUUCGUUCUUCCCGAGCUCGAGGACUUGGGCAAGUGCUUGCAAGAUGACUAUGCGUUUGGCACUGAAAUCUACUCAAUUCCAUCAGAAAACUCUCAUCUGGAGCUCAUGAUGAGAAUUGGACAGCUGAUACGCGAUCACGAAUCACCCGAUACGCUUUUUAUUGUCUACUACGGUGGCCAUGCCCGGAUUGACGAGUCGAGGCAGAGCACGUGGUGUGCUACGCGAGAUCCUGGCUCUCCUUGGCUACAGUGGUCUGCGAUUCAGACGCUCUUGGAACGAUCAAAAUCCGACGUUCUGAUAUUGUUAGACUGUUGUGCCGGGGCUGCCAGUGCCACGUUUCCCACCGGCAACAGCGUCACGGAGACGAUAUCUGCUUCCAGCUGGGAUGCCAUUGCCCCUGAUCCUGGAAGCUAUUCAUUCACCAACGCUCUCAUCGAGGUCUUGCAGGAAUGGCGCCAUAGAGCCUUCUCUGCCGCUAUGCUGCACGCCGAGGUCCUUGCGCGGUUGAAGCAUCCGAGACCCAUUACCAUCAACGGCAAGCACUUUGAGGCUCGGUCGACGCCAGUUCACUUUAUGAUGACAGCCAAUCACAGAGCGCCAAGUAUCGAGCUGUCCAGGACGCAACCAGUGGAGAAGAGAUCCAUGUCAGCUCCUACAAUCCCUCACAUGGACGUAGAGCCUGUUGGAGGCCAUGUUGGAGGACCUGUGGGUGGUGUUGCAGCCAUGGAGCUCGCUGGACGAGCAGGAAAUCCUGCGGAUGCUCUCAUCGGAAACCCCUUUCCGAGCGAGCCCACCGAGGAUACUCCUCAUGUGAUGAUAUCUCUGGCUUUGGAAGAUGAUCAGAGACUAGAUAUCAAUGCGUGGGAGCAGUGGCUCAAUGCCUUUCCCGCCAUGGCCAAGUACGUCAAGAUUCAAGGUGUUUUCAAGAGCCACUCUACCUUGGUCUUGGUUUCGAUGCCCGUCAUGGUCUGGGACCUUUUGCCAGAGGACCCGGCAACUUCAUUCAUCGCCUUCAUUCGAUCCAAUAAUAUAGCAGCUCAGAAAACACAACCGACACCAAUUGCCACUCCUGUACCAGCAUCGCAACACCAGUCUGAAGCGUUAGCACCGGACACGGCCUCUUUUAUAUCUGGUGUUUCGGGCACCACUUUUGCACCGACAGAGGCAAGCCGCUUUGGCGACCAAUUUAGACAAUUCAACUUUGACUCUCCUAGAGGCACGAGAUCAACUCGGAAUGCGGCUUCUUAUAGUCAAUCUGCGUCAUCACAGCCAGGCCCAGCUUCAUCUUCAUCCCAUCAGCCACCAUUUUCCAGAUCCAUGAGCGCUGCCGUCUCUCUUCCUCCUGUGUACUCGGGUUCAUCGUCGUCGAGUACAAGCCCAGUGAUUUCCAGGCAAAUGAUUCUCAAUCAACAGCAGUCCCAAAGACGUACUACAUUCGACGGUAGCGACGUUCCUGAGCCUCAGAGCUUCUCUGCUCAUGUUGAGAAACGGCUGGAAGAAUAUUACCAGAGCCAUCCUCUUCCCAAUGAUGGCGAGAGCGCUUUCCUCGCCUCGAAUCUUGGAAUAGAACCUCUUCACCUUGGCCUAUGGUUCCAUCACCGUCGCGAACGAGACUUGGUCACUAGCCGACUCGCUACCAUGAAAGUCGGCGACAUCCCAUUCAACGAGGGCGGCGGCUCGCUCCUGAUACUGCCGGCAGACCUUAGCCAGCUGCUCGAUAUAUCUCAGCCUGGGCAGAUUCUACUAUUUGAUAUCCGCCCACGGUCAGAAUACCAGAGAUCUCAUAUCCGUGGCGCCAUAAACCUUCGAGUGCCACAAAACUUCAUCAAAUAUGCCUCUCUUGAGAUGAUUGGGCGCACCAUUUCCGAGGAGCAUGGCCAUGAUGCCUUCUCAAAGUGGAAAGAGGCAAGGUGCAUGGUGUUUUACUCUCGUGGGCUUGAGAGUGCAUGGGAAUGUCCCUCUGCAGCAUCGUUAUUAUACAAGCUAGUAGAGUCGGGGUGGACAGGAAGAAGCUUUGUUCUUAAAGGUCACUAUCGCGAGUUUAGUGUAUCCUUUGGUCAGCAUAUUCUAGGCAGCAAAAAGGCUCUUGGAGCUGAAGGCGCCGAGCAUAGCGAAGAGGUGACGACCGAAGCUGCUGCCGAUCCCACUCUAAACUAUGAGCGGUAUACCCAGUGGCUAACUCACGUAGAAGAGGAGGACCGAUCACGAAUAAAUGCAUCCUCUUCUACGCGAACAAUAGAGAGGACAGAAUUUGUGGAAAACCAAGAGCAAGAGUUGGAAGCAGAAUUGAUGGCUCGAUGCGGUGAUCUCUAUCGGAAAAUCCGAGACGUCCAGGCGGACAGAGAUCCAUCUCGGAACGAUAACUUUGACAUCAAGGCUCCAAUGGUCGAAUAUCUCGACCGUGGCCUGAGAAAAGUGCGUGCUCACCAGCCAUCGCCGCCACAAAUGCCACCCAGCUCCAAGCUGGCUGCUGAGUAUUUCGACCAGCCCCCUCAUGAGCAGGACGACGUCGAAGGUUAUGUUGAAGUUGGCAAGGAUGGCGAUUCUACCGGGGCCAUGAGAUAUGGAUCUCUGGCUUCGGCAGAUAAAGCCAGUCCUAGCGAAGAGCCUCUGCGCAGGGGUCGCGGAGGUGGGUUAUUGAAUAAGGUGUUUCGGCGGACAUAGGGCGAUUUGAGUGAGUUUUACAAAGGGGGUCAUGAUUUCUGGCAUAGAACGUGCUCGGGCAGCACUACGGGUGUUUUGGAUAUCAUGAUACCAUGGAUAUAUAUCAGCGUGAGAUACAAUCUCUGGCGUUAGUGCCUUUAGGAAUUUACAUUUAUCAUCUCAAA
This is a messenger RNA of Trichoderma atroviride IMI 206040, 3139 nucleotides long. RefSeq lists its product as uncharacterized. NCBI's taxonomy places the organism in Eukaryota, Fungi, Ascomycota, Sordariomycetes, Hypocreales, Hypocreaceae. The record is from RefSeq and is a predicted model, not a curated record. Gene Ontology annotation, molecular function: DNA binding.